This is a messenger RNA of Ylistrum balloti, 1301 nucleotides long. Its product is annotated as myosin heavy chain, clone 203-like. The transcript is spliced from 11 exons. The record is from RefSeq and is a predicted model, not a curated record. Bases 6 to 1301 code for a protein of 431 amino acids. Lineage: Eukaryota; Metazoa; Mollusca; Bivalvia; Pectinida; Pectinidae.
AGACUAUGAACCACAAAACAGAUUGGGAGGGCAAAGUUUCUUCCCUUUUGCGAGAAACACAGUCAAAUUUGUCACGAAUGAAGAAAAGAGCUGGUGAUGGUGUUGGUUUUCGUGGUUACAACGAUUGGAAGUAUAGAAGAUACUCCAGUUCAUCUCCAUCUAUGAGAAAGUUUUCUUCCAUGUCUGAUAUAUCGCCAAGCACCUCCCGCUAUCCCAGUGGUUUGAAUACAUCUUUCCGUCAAGGGACACAACUCAGUACAAUCCCAGAUGCUUAUGAAUCUACUGCCUUAGAUACAAAAUCAUAUACACCCAGUGGUGGCCAUAGUACCACAUAUACAGGAGCCACAAGUGGUAGUCAGGGCACCACAUAUACAGGUGGUGCUACCCCUAUGUUCACACAAUCACUGCAAGAGAAACUGGACCAACAAAAUAAGUUGAUUGAUCAGCUGAUGCAGAUGGUUCACAAGUUGGAGAGCGAAAGAAAUAAUUAUGGCGAACAGAUUCGAGAUAUACGAGGAGAAAUACAAUCAUUGGGUGGGAAAAUGUAUGACAAAAAUUCAGACAACACCAUGGAACGCCGCAUGGAGCAAGUGAAACGCGAAAUGUUGUCUGAGAUACAUGUACUACAAAAUCAGGUCCAAAUGUACCGAAAUAAGGGAGACAAUCAAGUGUCAGACAUUCAGGUGAACACAAUCAGCAGAGAUAUGAUGGACAUGAAACAUACAUUAAGAGAAGAAAUGGAAACAGUGAGGAGAGAUGUUGAAGUGUUGAAGAGUAGACUUAUGAAAAUAGAACUGGAUAUGUCUGAUAUUUACUCAAAUCGGAAAGACAUUGAACGUCGUCAAGACAGAAUUGAUCAGACAGUACAAGAUUUAUCUUCUCCGGCCAAAACUUUGUCAACUCCGUACUGGUCACCUGGUCAUGUCUCUACUUCUACCUCGGACAAACUGCACAUGUCAGAACUCAGGUCCACCAUUGCUACUCUGAAAAACAAAGUAGAUAACAUGGAAGCUUCCGUACACCGUGACGCCACAUUAUCAGGAGGAAACCGUCCAUACACACAAACAAAUGGUUACCGUGGGUCAGACAACACAAGUGUGAUGGACUUGGAGGAGUUGAAUCUGAGCGAUGAUGAUGAAACAAGUCUAGACACAUUUAUAGACAGACCAGUGAAACAGAAGAAAAGUUCAAAGACAUCUGACCCUGAAAAUCUUGAUCUUGAUUCUGAUGAAGACCUUGACUUGGAAGAUUUGGACCUGAGUGAUGAUGAUACAGUAUCUCUAGAGUCUCAGCAUUUCUGA